Messenger RNA from Cataglyphis hispanica, 3029 nucleotides. RefSeq names its product transcriptional protein SWT1 (gene Swt1). Gene Ontology annotation, molecular function: protein binding. The coding region runs from base 249 to 2888 and encodes 879 amino acids. Gene Ontology annotation, cellular component: nucleus. NCBI's taxonomy places the organism in Eukaryota, Metazoa, Arthropoda, Insecta, Hymenoptera, Formicidae. The record is from RefSeq and is a predicted model, not a curated record. The transcript is spliced from 14 exons.
AAAUUGAUAUUAUAGUUUACGUAACGUAAAUUAUAGAUUUUCAGAUAUUAUAGUGAAUAUCGGAACGCAGCCCUGCGAAACCCAUCUAUUAAAGACCGAUAUCAUAGGUCGGAUGAAUAACAGCUGUGUGUAUGGAUUAUGCGUUAAAACAACAAGACUUGACGAAUAAUACCAGAAAAGUCAGAAUAAUACGCUGUAAUCUUGUGGGUGCUUUAUCUUCGCAAAUUUAUUAAUGAUAUAUAUUAAAAAUGAUGAAACAAAAAUUACCAACAAAUUGGAUUGCCGUCAGUUCUAAAAGCCAUCCGGACAGAGUAUAUUAUUUUAAUGUGAAAACAAAUCAAUCUUCAUGGACUGAGCCAGCAUUGGAUGAAACUAAUGAGAAUAAUAAUAAUAAUCAUAAAAAUCAUCGUAAAAAGAAAAAAUCUCAGACAGCAAUAACAUCCGAACACAAUGUUGUGGAUGACGAGACAUUUAGCAAACAACAAUCAAGUGGUAAAAUUGUAGAGACACCACAAAUGAAAGCAAUUCGAGAAAAAAUGCUACAAAAGCUAAUUGCCAAAGAUAAAUCUUCUUUUUCAUCAUCAAAAACUUCAACAAAAUUGACAGAAAAGAAAACAGUUACUUCUUCAACAAAAAUAUUAAAUUUGGCAAAGAAUAACGAAAUGGUAGAUAAAAAUGAUAACGAAAUAACAACAUUCACACCACAAAUGUCUGUUCUUUAUGAAAAAAUUCAACAGCGGAAUUUAAAUAAAUCUAAUUCAGAUAAAAAAUGUAAAAUAAACGCUAAGAGAAAACAGGACGACUUGAAUAUCACAAGCCCGAUAUCAAUGAAAAUACAAGAGAAUCAAGAAAAGAGUACCAGGCACCAAGAAACUGUAAAUCAAAAUAAGAAUAAUAUUGAUCAAGGUUCAAGUAGCAAAGCACAGAAUGCACAAAAAUCAUACAGCCAAAAUAUUUCAAGGAAAAAAGAACCAAAACAAAAAAAAAAUAUUGCAAAAGAAAGGAUGCGCACAUUAAGAAAAAGUUUGAGUUUUGAUAAAGAAAAACUAAAAGGAAUUGGACGUGCCAUAAUCAAUGACAAGGAGGCUCCACAAAAGCUCAGCAAAAGCUUAUCAUAUAACAAUCGCAGUUUAGGACCGACACGUGUUUAUAAAAAUGUUGAAGUACGACUUACAAGAUUACAUAACAAAAUUUUAAAGGAUGCAAUGUAUAAAAACAGUGAUAAAUUGCAGAUUCAACAAAAUAACGAACCAAUUGUGGAUAAUAUGACAAAAGAAAAAUUAAUAGAACAGGCUAAACAAGAAGUUCUGUAUGAAGAAAUGGAUUGGGAACCAAUAAAUGAUGAAGAUAUUGCACUGGAGGUCGAAGUUGUUAGAACACAAUUAAGCAACCAAAAUCAUGUGGAUAAGAUAAAUUAUAUAUCGGGGAAUACUGUAGAAUUAAUACAGCAUAACAGAACGGAACCACAGGAGAAGAGUCCACUGUAUAUUGUUGUGGAUACAAAUGUAUUUCUAUCAAAUCUAAAAAUUAUUGAAGAAGCACGAGAUGCAACAUUUAAAAAUUAUCCACGUCCUUUCAUCGUAAUUCCAUGGACUGUGAUACAUGAACUAGAUUAUAUAAAGAAUAAUAAGUCUACGCAUGAGAUAUGUGUAAAAGCUAGGAAAGCUAUAUCCUUCAUUCAUGAACAAUUUUCUUCUAAACAUCCACGUAUCAUAGGUCAAACACGAGAACAGGCAGCAAAAAAUAAAGAAGACUUUUCUCUUACUUGCCCAGAUGAUGAGAUCCUGCAAUGUUGCUUACAAAUUUGUCAAUUACAGAAAUCUGUAGUUUUAUUAUCAUAUGACAAAAAUCUCUGUAAUAAAGCUAUGAUAUAUAAUAUAUUGGCAUUGGGACGAAACGAUCCACUUGAGAAAAUAGAUUAUUAUGAUAUGAAUGACAGAGUAGUUAAUCAUUUAAAUAAUGGUCCCAUUGAAGAUUCUGUCUUUAACAAUGAAUUACAUUUCACGGAUGAUGUUUUUGAAAAUACAAAAACGAUCAUGAAAAAUUUUCUAUCAACAAUUAUCACCAAACAAAUGUCAGAAAUUUAUGGAGAGGUAGAAUGGAAGAUAUAUGUCAUUAUAAAACCACCUUGGACUGUAGUAACUGCAUUAAAGUGUGCUAUAAAGCACUGGAUUGCAGCAAUAAAUGAAUCAUUUCAACGAUAUGCUGAACACAUUUUAAAAGAAUUACUUCAAGUUUUUGAACAUUUCCCAGUUGGUGGUAGGAAACUAGAAGAUAUGGAAUACAUUUUAGAAAAGUGUAGCGAUCUAAUACAAGCAGUCAAUGUAGAUAAACAUUAUGAACUUAUGACACAAACAUUUGAUACAAUUAUGGAACUCAAGAAAAAAUAUCGUGAUUAUAUCAUUAGUAUACAACAAAAAAGAUUACAUGAUAAGAUAGGCAUUGCAGAAGAUGUCAAAGAGCAAGAAAUAAGAGCAGGAAAAGUAUUUCAAUGCUUUCAGCAUAUCUACAAUUAUGCACGUGACAUAUGUGGUACAGCAUGUAGCAAUGCAGGAAUGGCACACUCUUUUAAUUUCCAGCCUUUAUCAUUAGUACCUGCAACUAUAGAAUAUUUGCGACCAGAAUUCACAAGAAAGGUAGCUGAUUUGACACAGAAUCUCAACAAGUUACUGUUGCAAGCCGAAAAAUCCAAUAUAAAAUAUCCAACAUUAAUUAAUUUGCAACAAAAUUUAAACACAUUUUUACCUGAUAUAGAGAAUAAAACAUUUGAUGUCUCACCUUUGGAUGUAUAUUACUGUGUAAAAUUAAAAGAAGAGUCAUUGAAAACUGGAUUAAAGCAGCUACAAGAGUUAACUACACAUUUUUGUGCAUUAGCUGUUCAUACAUAAAAGUGGCAGCUUGUUCGUAAAUUCUUCUCCGCAGGAUUUUAAUUCUUCGAUUUCCUCUGGGUGAAAAAAAUCCUCCAAGAUGACAUAACCAUUUUUCUGAAACUGUUAAUUAUAUACUCGAGUAAACGUACAAUAUAAACA